AUGACGAUAAAAGCUAUUUCCAUAAUCUGCAAUUCUAUCCGAGAAGAUUGUAUAACACCGGAUCCUGUUGAUUUUGAAAACUAUAGCAAUUCUAUCCGAGAAGAUUAUGUGUCACCGGAUCCUAUUACUAGUUUACUUAAUAUAUAUUGCCCCUCUCCCCAUAUAGCGGAAUUUCAAAAAAAUCCUAACUCUGGCCAACAAUCUAGCCCCUCUUUUGAUCCUGCGGAGUAUGAAAAUAAUUCCAACUCUCUGCAAGAAUACUACCCCUAUCCCGAUCUUGCGGAAUUUGAAAAUGAUUCCAAAUCAUUUAAAGAAGGUUUAUACAAUGCUUCAGAUAAUUUGGCUGAUGAAGAGAUGAAACCCUAUGAGGAUCAACUAGGCCAUUUUGCCAAUUUAUCCGAAAGCGCUCGUAAACACAUUGUAUAUUCGAAUGAAUUGGAUAAUGACGGUAUUUAG
Gordionus sp. m RMFG-2023 is the source of this 456-nucleotide messenger RNA. RefSeq lists its product as uncharacterized. The record is from RefSeq and is a predicted model, not a curated record. Bases 1 to 456 code for a protein of 151 amino acids. NCBI's taxonomy places the organism in Eukaryota, Metazoa, Nematomorpha, Gordioida, Chordodea, Parachordodidae. The transcript is spliced from 9 exons.